Molecule: messenger RNA, 3679 nt
Organism: Ornithodoros turicata
Lineage: Eukaryota; Metazoa; Arthropoda; Arachnida; Ixodida; Argasidae
Product: mucin-5AC-like
Exons: 13
Coding region: 278-3496 (1072 amino acids)
Biological process (GO): protein dephosphorylation
Cellular component (GO): protein phosphatase type 2A complex
Molecular function (GO): calcium ion binding; protein phosphatase regulator activity
Source: RefSeq, a predicted model, not a curated record
CCUCCGCGUCUUUCUGCUUCGCACCCCACACCGGAAGGAGAGCACAUAUCCUAACUGUGCGUAUAGUGGUCCCGACGUGCUUUUUUUUCGCGUGUGAUUACUCUGGAGCCUCUGUGGAAGAGCGCUUCUUGCAACGCAUGUGUCAUGUGUUUUGUGUGCGCGACAGUGAGCAGGUGACCCAACUCGUGUAUCGACGAGCACAAAAGUGGAUUACCCGGCAGCACAUACGGAUUAACCGCUAGAAACCAAAAAGUGGAAUUAUGUUGUGAGAUCUAUUAUGUUCAACUAUGCAUGCUGCAAGUACGUGGUGACGCGUGUGACUCUCUACCAUAGUGCUCUAGUGGAUCUUUCUCGAAGUCGUUCGGUUCACGCGGUGGAACAUCAGCCUUGUUGCCCAGACCCUCUGCUUUUCUCAGCCGUCGACUGCAAGGCGGUGCAUUACGGAUGGUGUUCGCCGUUGCUUAAACUUCCGUCAUUUGUUGUGGGCCAUUCGGCCCCGGCCGAGACUAUUGCGCCCCAGCGUGCACAGACAGCGCCACCUAAGGCGAAUUUAGACUUUAACGUCCUCGACCCGGUGGAACUUCUGGCUGCGGACAUUGAGGGAAAACUGGAAGCCCUGGUCAACUCCUUCGUCGCUCAGGACAAGGUCCGGUUGGCGGCGAGGAAGUCCAAGAGCAGUAUUUCAUCAACGACCCCGACCUCGGGGGGCUCAGUAGUUACCGCCAAAACCUCAGCGUCUACUUCAUCCGCUCCGGCUUCUCCAAGUCAGUCGCCGGAUCAGAAACAGAAAGACGAUGCAACCAAGUCUGACGUCGCAAAGAGGACACCUGCUGUUAAAACCCAACCGAAAGAGGCCAAGCAGGAGGCAGAAAUUAAAACAAAACCCGGUAAACGGACUGAGGUAACCCCCGUGAGGUCUGCGGUAAAGGAAUCUGCUGGUUCAGGGAGUCUCAAAAAAGACUUGCAGACAACAGAAUCAAAAGUAGUAGCAGUCUCACGCAAGUCUCCGAGGACAACCAACUUUGGCAAGACACAGCAAGAGGACAUCUCUAAAGGUCAACGGUGUUCGAAACCCACAACUGUCGAGAAAGAAAAACACGUCGACGACAAUGCGACACCUUCCAGUACACCUAGCCCCACACCUGAAAAAGCAAGUCCUCCACCGCAGCGUACAAUCUUCAAGGUUUCUCCGCCCAACUUAAUAUCUCUAGUCACCGGAGCACCUCGGACGACAACACCGUCAACCUCAACAACAACCACUUUCAGUUCAACGUAUGUACCGACCGUGUCCACCGUCACAUCUUCAACUCCUUCCAGGUCCACCACAGUGUCUGUUAAGGUGAGAGAUAGUAAAAUCCAGAACGACUCAGAAAAACCUAGCGCGCUACCGUCUACUUACCCUGUUUGUGAGCCAAAAGUUACGUCGACUAGUCAAAGUGCCAUUACCCACCAAACAGACACACCCAGUGCACCUAGUACGUACGACAAUGAUACUGUGCCAAAGUCAUCAGUGUACGGCAGCGAGACUAACACAGCGAGACAACCGGCGUACGACAGAUACCCAACCACGUCUGCUGUGGACUACGGCAAAGCGCGUUUUCAGAACGCUCAGGAAACGACAAGGCUCGAGCAGCUGUUACGUCAGAAGCCGAGGAACGGCCACAUCGUUACGGAAGCCAAGUCCAGAUGGGAGUCUUUGGUGUCUCCGACGUCCACGGUAAAUCGUCCUGGACAGUUGUGGAUCAAUGGCUAUGGAUCUCCUCCAACAAAUGAACUCUUGGAUGUGGACUCCCUCCUUUCCACAUCUCCGAGGAGAUUGAACUCUCCAGAUCUGUAUCUGGACACCGUAUCUCCGUCUAUCCCUCAUCCCAAGCUGACAAGCUCUCAGAAGCAACAUAUAAGAGAAAGAUCGCUUUCACCGACGGAAAGAGGUCACGCUCAUGUUCCAGUGAAGCCGUUCCUCACCAAGGGUUCCGUUGCCGAACGGGUGUUGCUCUUCGAAAGAUGUCCAGAAAGAAGCCAGGAGAAGCCUGCAGUGUACAACACCUGGAAGCACUCGGUCAGUCUACAGAAUGAUCCCUCCAUAAGAAGAAACGAUCCACAGACAUCGUCGCUGAAGAGGGUGGUGCACUCUUCCACCAAGUCAACCACAUCCAUUCCCCGUUUCUAUUAUCCCCAAGGGAAGCCCCUGACUCCUGCUCAAGAGGACAGCCAAUUGAACAAAGUGGCAGCUGCCUUUGCAAGCUUGAAAGACGGCCGAGCGUACAGGACUCACUUCGGAUCCAUCGCAAAGGCAUGUGGUCUUCCCUUGUAUUGGAAGCUCCCUCUCUUUAUUGCUGCCGGAGGAGACGCCAAGGGAUUUGUUACCAAAGAUGCCUUCUUGGACUACUGGAAAAGGAUCAUUUCUCCUGGUCGAGAUGAACCAACGUGGUUCGUCAAAGUAUUUAGUAGAGGUUCCAGGAACUACGUUGUGCCCGAUGACUUGGUGCCCUUGAUGCAGGAUGUGAUUGAUACCCAUCCUGGCCUGUUGUUCCUCAAGGACGCCGUCGAGUUUCACUCCCGUUAUGUGAAUACUGUGAUUGCUAGGAUAUUUUAUUCUGUAAAUAGAUCGUGGAGUGGAAGAAUAACGGUUUCGGAACUGAGGAAAAGUAAUUUCCUUCAGGUGUUGUCACUGCUCGAAGAAGAAGAUGACAUCAACCAAAUAACGGAAUAUUUUUCCUACGAACAUUUCUAUGUGAUCUAUUGUAAGUUCUGGGAACUAGACAAAGACCAUGACCUCUACAUCGACAAGUUCGAUUUAUCCCGGCACAAUGAAGGAGCAAUCUCCUUGAGAAUUAUUGAGCGGAUCUUCUCCGGCGCCAUUUCGAGAGGUCCCAUACAGAAAGAAGGCAAGAUGAGCUACAACGAGUUUGUCUGUUUCCUCAUGUCGGAGGAAGAUAAAAGGCACCCAAGAAGCAUUGAAUACUGGUUUCGGUGCAUGGACCUUGAUGGUGACGGGUACUUGUCAAUGUACGAGCUUGAGUAUUUCUACGAGGAACAAUUACAACGCAUGGAAGCUCUCGGUAUCGAAACGCUGCCCUUCAAAGAUUGUUUGUGUCAGAUGCUGGACAUGAUACAACCAAAGGUGAGCGGUAAAAUAUCCUUGGCAGACCUGAAAAGAUGCAAGAUGACAGCCAUUUUCUACGACACCUUUUUCAAUUUGGAGAAGUAUCUGGACCACGAACAGCGAGAUCCAUUCGCGACACAACGCGAUCACGACGGUGAUGGGCUCGAAAUUUCUGACUGGGAUAAGUUUGCGGCUGAGGAAUACGAACUACUGGUUGCUGAAGAAGGAAAUCUCGAGGCACAGGACCUAAUGUUGAGCGACUACGAAGCAGACGAAGAUGAGCUCUCACCCAACCUGGACAGGCUCUCCGAUCCCUACCACCGCCGACCAGCUAGUCUCGACGAUGACGAGUACGACUAUGCAGAGACCGAUGCGGACUAUCAGUACUAAGAGCAUUGUGGCUGUGUAUGUAGAUACUGCGUAUGAAGACAUGUGCGCUUCAGUGUGAUGGAAGUACUUGAGUACUUCACCUUAAGUAUGUAUAUCAGGAUAGACCAUUCGUAGGUUACACCAAGUGCAAUACUGUGCCUUUUGCUAAGAUACCGAAAAAACAUUGUUUCGUGUUGCGUUUGA